UCCGCGAGGGUGAUGAUGUCCGGUCAGCGCCUUCUCUGCCUCCACUCCUGCUGCCCCAACGACGCGCAGGCGGGUGGAGAGCCGUGCCACGAAUGCGCCAAGGCGGUCAUUCCCUGCGGACCGCUCUGCGGCCUUCAGUGCCGUAUGUGCACCGUGCAAGCCGCCGUCAUGCGUGCCGAGUACGGCAAGCUGCUCAACUCUUUCAGCAUCACCCGCUUUGUCAUCUCUCUGAGCGCUGGCACCACGGUCAACAAGCAGAACGCGCCCCACGCGAUGGACUUUCUCCGCUCCAUGCUCGUUUUGCAGCACGCCGGCGUCCUCCUUUGCCGCUUUGCAGACUUCGACGUGACGUACAAGACGCUUGUCGACAUCGACGAGCACCGCCACGGUGAGGUCGCCGAGAACGACCGCACGUCGCGACUGGACUCGUUGCACGUCAUCGAGAAGUUCGUUGAGCCGAACGACCUCCAGCAGAUUCAGUCGUGCAUCCGCUCAGCGCAUGUCACCUUCUCCGGACAAGUUGCGUCCUACCAGAGCACCGGACAGAAGACGCGCAUGUACCGGGAGGCGAUCAAGGGCGCGCUCGAGAAGCUGUGCUCACUCUACCCAGCGACCUCGGGGUGGAAGUAUCGCGGGCACAGCCAAGACAACGCGUACCUCGUCUACAUCUCUCCCCUCACCGGCCUCUCCUUCGAGUUCGCCUUCAACAUCUGCUGGGACGUGCAAGAACUUCAUCCGGGGGAUGCUCGCCCUUUUCGCGGCACUCACACCAUUUCACUCAGAGAGAAUUACAGGUUGCUGCGCGGCCUAACUCCCGAUCGGGGAGAGAAGAAGAACGGACAGUUCUAUCCCGCCGUUUUCCAGGACCUGCAUCAGUUCAUGCCCCAAAUCGGCGGCGGCGGCGGCGGCUUCGCCCCCUCGUCGAUAGACUGGAAGGCCGUCCGGCACUUCCAGCAGGUGCUGGCAAACCGCAACCAGGCGGUGCGCUAGCCGCGCGAGGGGAUUGGGCAAGAACCGAGAUCUCCCUACGUAGACCGCCCGGUAGCGCGUAGCGGCGGGGGCCGUCGACUCGAGACGGACGAGGGGCUGAGAGUGAGGCGCGAGAGUGUGGCUCGGGAUGACUCUCUCGCAUAGAACUUCGGACAGCAUAAAGAGGUAAGGUUUCGACGUGUGC
Messenger RNA from Emiliania huxleyi CCMP1516, 1174 nucleotides. RefSeq lists its product as hypothetical. The record is from RefSeq and is a predicted model, not a curated record. The coding region runs from base 13 to 990 and encodes 325 amino acids. The transcript is spliced from 4 exons. NCBI's taxonomy places the organism in Eukaryota, Haptophyta, Isochrysidales, Noelaerhabdaceae.